AUGCGGUACCCGGCCGAUAGGGAGACAGAAGGCUACUCCUUGCGGUCAUUUCCGCUUGGGGGCGCAUGGACAGCCUCGGCGGCCUACUCUGUCUUGCGUUAUGCUCCAUCUAUGGUGUUGUGCGUUUUGUCCGGCGACCCCGUUGUGUUUGAGCCUGGUCUACCUGGACAUCCUUUCACUAGCACCGAAAUUUUCGCCCCCCCGCCGGACCAAUAUUGGAUUGUUCCCCAAUCCUUUACGGCUGCGCCAUUCUUCGGCCACGCAAAACGCGGCUUGAGCGCUGUGCCUUUCUCUCCAACACUCAUCAAUUAUCCUCUCCUACGGGCUUGGUGCGAACAUUGUGAUCUUCAUCAUAGCACAUGCGCCUCAGCUACGCAGACGGAACACAGGCCCGAUAAGCAAGGGGUCGGGCCUGUGAUUCGGUGCAUCGAUUGUCGUACACGCGAGGUCGUUGAGAUACAGACCUCGUACAGGUUCUUCGCUCUCAGUUAUGUUUGGGGUAAACAGCCCGCACUUAAGAGCGAAUAUGCCUUGGUUCGUAGAGGUACCAGGGAAACAGCCUCGGCGAGUGGCAAACGACAGCUUCCCAGUGUUGUUCCUGCUGUCAUUGAGGACGCAAUGAUUAUGGUAACCAGUCUUGGCGGGCGGUACCUGUGGGUUGAUCAGUUUUGCAUUGAUCAAGACGAUCCGGAUGAUAAGCACGCUCAAAUUGGCAACAUGGCUGCUAUUUUUGAAGGCGCUUAUGCAACGAUUGUGGCAUUUUCCGCGACAGACUCUGCUUCUGCAUCCUAUCUCUGCGCUUCGACCAAGUGCUAUCAGUUCUGCAAAGUUGGUUACCGCUUCAGUUUGGAUGACAAGAGGAUGGACUUAUCAGGAGGCCAUUCUGUCACGUCGUCUGCUGAUUGUGACUGA
Messenger RNA from Neurospora crassa OR74A, 912 nucleotides. RefSeq lists its product as hypothetical. The record is from RefSeq and is a predicted model, not a curated record. Bases 1 to 912 code for a protein of 303 amino acids. The transcript is spliced from 2 exons. Lineage: Eukaryota; Fungi; Ascomycota; Sordariomycetes; Sordariales; Sordariaceae.